AAAAUUAAUGUUUUUUAAUCACACUUAAUCUAUAAAUACAAAGCAAGUCCAUAACAUCACACCUCACCUUCUUUCUCACAUCUCCUUCAUCUUCUUCCCUUCUAAUGGCUCUAAGUGAUGAUCAAAACAUCAAAUAUGAAGAGGAGUUUAUAGUGAAUCAAAGAGAAACAAAGCUCUUUACAUGCAAAUGGAUUCCUGUAAACCAAGAACCAAAAGCCCUUGUUUUCAUUUGCCAUGGUUAUGGCAUGGAGUGUAGCAUUUCAAUGAGAGGCACAGGGACACAGCUUGCAAAAGCUGGUUUUGAAGUUCAUGGAAUGGAUUAUGAAGGCCAUGGAAAGUCAUCUGGAUUGCAAGGAUAUAUACCGAAUUUCGACAACAUUGUCGAUGAUUGUUCGAACUAUUUCAUUAGUAUUUGCGAGAGGUCGGAGAAUAAAAAGAAGAAGAGGUUUCUUCUCGGAGAGUCUAUGGGAGGAGCGGUUGCACUUUUAUUGCAUAGAAAAGAACCUUAUUUUUGGAACGGAGUUGUUCUUGUUGCGCCGAUGUGCAAAAUUUCAGAAGAGAUUAAACCACAUCCUAUUAUAGUGAAUUUUUUGGGGAAGUUGGCUAAUAUAAUUCCAACUUGGAGAAUAACCCCAACACAAGAACUCUUGGAUGUUGCCUUCAAAAAUCCGAAAUUUAGAAACGAGGUGAGGAAUAAUCCUUAUUGUUAUAAAGGAAGACCAAGAUUGAAGAGUGCUCUUGAGCUUCUCCGAGUUAGCUUGGAUAUUGAGAAGAACUUAGACAAGGUCUCAUUGCCAUUCUUGAUAGUACAUGGUGAAGAUGACAAGGUAACAGACCCUUCAACAAGCAAACUGCUCUAUGAAUCAGCCUCUAGCAAGGACAAGACCCUCAAGCUCUAUCCAGGAAUGUGGCAUGCACUCACCUCCGGCGAGCCACCGGAGAACAUCAAUCUCGUAUUUUCUGACAUUGUUUCAUGGCUCGAUGAUAGAGCUAUCAACGUCAGCAAUACUGAUUUAGAAACAAAGCAGAAAUCCAAGAAUGAUAAGCAGUUCUCUCUGUCACAAGACUAGAAUCACAAUUCACAAUACUCAAUUCUCAAUUCUCAUGUUCGGAAAAUAUAUGUCAGAAACUCGAACAAAGUUAUUUAAGAUAGACAGUGAAUAAAAGAACUUUUAUAGAA
Dioscorea cayenensis subsp. rotundata (Guinea yam) is the source of this 1180-nucleotide messenger RNA. Its product is annotated as caffeoylshikimate esterase-like. The coding region runs from base 105 to 1070 and encodes 321 amino acids. Gene Ontology annotation, molecular function: lipase activity. The record is from RefSeq and is a predicted model, not a curated record. Gene Ontology annotation, cellular component: membrane. NCBI's taxonomy places the organism in Eukaryota, Viridiplantae, Streptophyta, Magnoliopsida, Dioscoreales, Dioscoreaceae. The transcript has 9 exons.